Toxotes jaculatrix (banded archerfish) is the source of this 1367-nucleotide messenger RNA. It is a transcript of the gene msc, whose product is annotated as musculin. NCBI's taxonomy places the organism in Eukaryota, Metazoa, Chordata, Actinopteri, Toxotidae. Gene Ontology annotation, molecular function: DNA-binding transcription factor activity, RNA polymerase II-specific; RNA polymerase II transcription regulatory region sequence-specific DNA binding; protein dimerization activity. The record is from RefSeq and is a predicted model, not a curated record. The transcript has 2 exons. Bases 284 to 766 code for a protein of 160 amino acids. Gene Ontology annotation, biological process: skeletal muscle tissue development; regulation of transcription by RNA polymerase II.
CAAGGAGGCAUGUUUGAGUUUCAGAGAGAGCUGCAAUUUUCAGACUUGACCUCAUGCAGUUGGCAUUGUAGUCCAAUCAACUGGUGACAUUAUAGGGUUUCAGGCUGGCCUAAAUUGUCGCUUUACCAAAUGGGAAUAUUUGAAAAGUUCUGAUAGGCUGCUGAUUUCAAAGCUUUUGUAAGUUACUAAAACCGCAUCAAGCUGAGAAUCUAGUUAUUUUUCAAUCACUUCCGUGCCCAAAGCGUCCACUCCUGUCCGCCUCCGAGGCACAGGUGGAGCAGCCAUGUCCACUGGCUCCGCAGCAAGCGAUGCUGAGGACUAUGAGACUUGUUACAGAAGGACGGCGCGGAAAAUGAGAUGCUAUGAUCCCAACCCAUAUUCGGACGAGGAGCUGGAGGACGAAGGUGUGGACGGAAGGAUCAAGCAGGAGCGCAGACUCUCCAGGGCGCAGCAGAAGGAGGCGCGACAGUCGCAGAGAAAUGCGGCCAACGCCAGGGAGAGGGCGCGGAUGAGAGUGCUGAGCAAAGCUUUUUCCAGACUAAAAACCAGCCUGCCCUGGGUACCAGCGGACACCAAGCUGUCCAAACUGGACACGCUUCGACUCGCUUCGAGCUACAUAUCUCACCUGAGACAGCUUCUGCAGGAUGACCGGUUCGAAAACAGCUUUGCGCAUCCGGUCAGUCUGACCUGGCCCUUUAUGAUGACGGGACGAUCAGAGGACCAAGACAUCUCAGCCACUGUAAGACUUUGUGGAGCUACAGCAUAGAAACCAGUUCUAGUUCUUCUGCUAGAACCUGAAGACAAUGAGAGAAGUUGACACAGAAACCUUCCUCUCUAGUUCUCAUCUUUGAAAAAAACUGUUUGCAUUUGUGGCCCCCAUGUCCUAAACAGUGACUUUGAACUAUAUUUUGUUGCGUGCAUGUUUGCUAAACUCAAUAUGAUGGCAUGUUAACAUUGAGUGUAACCUCCUGUCUUCAUUUAUAUUUGACUUUAAAAUUCUGGAUUUGGGUUUUUACAAAUUUUGUCACUUGCCGUACUGUUGCACAGUGUUUCAUUAAACAUUACAGCUGAUCUCAAAACCUUAUUGAUGUACAAUAUGGUUUUGUGAGCGCAGUCUGUGUGUGUAACAUACAAUAGCAGUCUGUUUAGUAUUCGUAUCUGUAUGUAUUCAGGUACUUCUUACAGGUAUUAGAGUGCAGUCAAGUGUUAUCUAUUUUGCACAGAUCACAGGGCACACGUGCACAGCAGGAUUACUCUAUAACAAGAUCUAUUUAUUGCGUUUGUGGUGUGUUUGUGCUUUAAAAUAUUUGCAUUUCUGAUAAAUGUUUGGUAACGGUCAUCUUUUUUUUCCAGGUGUUAAACUAAAC